CUUCUCCUCCUCAUUUUCUUCCUCAAUGGCGAAAGCGGCGAGUGAUGAUGGUUCAGGACAUGCUGAUACUGGUGCUUACACUGUGUUUUUGGACAGCAAUCUUGAUACCCAUCUCGCCAUGAACGUAUCUGUUCAGGAUACCGUCCGCGACCUCAAAGAUAAAAUAAUGAUUGACCACCCUUGUCACUUUCCCAACAUUGGCGAGAUUAUUGUCAAUGCUUUAAAGGUAAAACACAAAGGGUGCUUUUAUCAUCUAUCAGAUUCUGUGUCUGUUAAAAGUGUUUUCAAUGGGUCUAUGAAGAUGUCGUUUUUGCAAUUUGAUGCUUCUCACCAAGGUGAGCGCAAGGAAAAUACAUAUCACUUGAAGCCUGGGGCUAGUUACCUGCCAAGCCAUGUAUUUACCAGGGAUGGCCCUUUGGCUGAAACAAAUACUCUUCGACUUGUUCGUCCUUCUAAAGAUGUGUCGAUUUUAGAUGUUCCUCCAGUUCCUCAAGUUGGAAGCAGGCAACCAAGGGAUAUAUUUCCUCACUCAUCAGAUGACAAAGAGAAACUUAAAAAUGCUAAUUCGGAGAGGUUAUCUACUAGACUUCUUAAGGAUGAUCGUUUGUUUCCUCAGAACUCAUCAAAUGACAAACAGAAACCUAAAAAUGCUGAUUCAGAGGGGUUAUCUAUUAGACUUCCUAAAGAUGACCCUUUUCUUAGUUUAGGCAAUAAGAAGAAAAGGAAAAAGAAGAAGAAACCAUCAAGUCCCUAUGAUCAAGUAGACUAUGAUAUCCCUUCGGGUUAUAAUGUAUGGGAAGAGCCUUCAGAGGUAGCCUUGGAAAACAGCCAUGGAGAUUUGAGGGGAGAGAUUGAUGCAGCAUUGGCUCCUGAACAAACUAAUGUUGCUGAUCACUUUGUUGGUUUUGAUAUGGGUAAACCUGGUACUAGCAAGAUGGACAGAAGGGAUACCUCUGACUACAUAGAGGCAACCAGAGGAAGAAAAUCAAAAAGUUCAAAGAAACAUCAGGCUGCCAGUGUGGAAGGACUUAAUCUGCCUGUGGCUGCUGAGCCUGGUAACCUCACAAAGGAUGGCAAAACUUUGGUGUAUGAUACUGUUUGCUGUGACAACAAUAAUGUUGAUGAUGUAAGGGGAGAGACUUCUGAGGUAGCUUUGGAAAACAGCCAUAGAAAUUUGGGGGAAGAGUUUGAUGCGGCAUUGGCUCCUGAGCAAACUGAUGCUGGUGAUCCUUUUGUUGAUAUUGAUAGGCAUAAGCCUGGUAUUAGCAAAAUAGAGAGAACGGAUACCUCUGACCACAUAGAGGCAUCCAGGGGAAGGAUAUCGAAAAGGUCAAGGAAACACCAGGCUGUCUGUGUGGAAGGACUUGAUCUGCCUAGGGUUGCUGAGCUUGGAAAUCUCACAAAGGAUAACACAACUUUGGUAUCUGAGAAUGUUUGCUGUGACAACAAUGUUGGUGAUGAUGUAAGCAAAAAGACUUCUGAGGUAGCUUUGGAAAACAAUCUUGCAAAUUUAGGGGGAGAGUUUGAUGCAGCAUUGGCUCCUGAGCAAACUGAUGCUGCUGGUCCUUUUGUUGAUGUUAAAUUUAAACCUGUGACUAGCAAUAUGGAGAGAAGGGAUACUUCUGACCAUGUAGAGGCAUCUGAAGGAAGGAAAUCGAAAAGGUCAAAGAAACAUCAGGCUGCCAGUGUGGAAGGACUUAAUCUACCCGUGGUUGUUGAGUCUGGUAACGCUAAGGAUAGCACAAUUUUGGCACAUGAGAAUUUUUGCCAUGACAUUAACGAUGGUGAUGAUGACAAGACUGGUGUAAUUGAGAAGGAAGAAAAGGCACUGUUACAGGAUGAAUGUCCUAAACCAAUGCCAUCAGAAGCACCCACUUCUAAGCUCAAGUCUAUGGGUCUACGUAAAACAGAGAUGGACUCUAAGGAUGUGGUUAUUUCUUCCAAGUUGUUGCAGUCCUCAGCCAUAGCAAGAACUGGGGAUCCUGGUGAUAAAAGAAGAAAGAAGUCAAAGAAAUCCAGGGAUUCUGAUCAACCUUCCUCCGUAGGCAUAGAAGAUGCUAAUGGUGUUCGAGGUGCCAUUCCUUUAAAUCCUGAGCUCGACAAAGCUUUUUUUAGUGAUCAUCCAAGUGAAAAGCAUGACACUCUGUUUCAAAAUGAAAAAGCGAAGGUAUCAAAAGUGGGAACUGUAAAUACUCCAUUAACAGAUCUUGACAAGGAACCUGAUGAUGCAUGUCAAAAUGAGGUAAACUUUGUGCCUCCAAUUCAAGUCAACAAAAUCCAAGAGGCUGAAGGAGGUAGUGUUUAUAAAUUAAAAAGGAAGUCAAGAAAGACUGAAAGUUCUGCCAAGAAUCUCCCAGAUCCAAUGGCAGGAAAGCAAGAUGUCAGCACUGAAGAUCCUGCACUUUCAUCUGAUGAAAAGAAAGGGAAAAACAUCCGGUCUCAAAAUGCAAAGAAAACAAGGUUGGGGAAAAAAGGUCCUACAAACCCAUUAGCUGAUUCAAUGUCAGAAGCUGAGAAAGAUAUUGGGAGUAAGGUAAAUUGUUCCAAGCCAUGUUCAAUCCCUGGGACCAAUGAACCUUCUGAAGUUCCAUCAGAUAUUUUUGUGUGCAACAUAGAUAGACCACCUCAUGAGGCUGACAUUAGUGAUGAUAAAGGUAACGACAAAGGUGACAACCACAUGAAAGUGCUGAAGUUUGAAAGUGAUAAGAUCAGCUGCACUAAAAACUUUGAGCCUAGUCAGAGGAAACAUGAAGUUGCCCCUGUUAAAGACCUUGUUGCCAAGGAUGUUCAAAUUGAGAGGUCAGAUAAAGAGCUGCCAUCCAAUAAGAAAACAAAAAAGCAUCCGAAGUUUGAAAGUGAUAAGAUCUGCCACAUUAAGAUCUUUGAGCCUAGUCAGAGGCGACAUGAAGUUGCUCCUGGUAUAGACCUUGGUGCCAAGGAUGUUCAAAUUGCAAGGUCAGAUAAAGAGCUGCCAUCCAAUAAGAAAAGAAGCAAGCAUAAUGUGCAUUCCUUAGGUACCUCACCUGGUUUACAGAAGUCCUUCAACUCACAUGACAGCCAGGAAUUCAAAGAGAAGCCUCGGAAUGAUUCCUUUGAUACAGUAAAACUUCAAGAACCAAUAUCAAAGACCAAAAAGGGUGAACCCAUGCCCAACACUCCCAACAGAAAGACUUCUACAACUGCUGGAGAUAGGGUGAAAGAUUCAACUUCUUGUUACCAUGAAAAUUGUGAUUCAAUUCCUCGUGAAGCCUCAAAAACCAAAAUUGUUGAUGCUUCUGGGACCAAUAGUCCUGUACAUUCAUCUAUGGUCCAAUUUCCCUUCAGAGCUGGUGAUAAUGCUUUUGAGAAAGAAAGUAGUGUAGAUUGGGAUGCAUCAGGCUCCAGCUGGGAAAGCCGUGAUGUAGGAGUUCUCAAAAACAUACAAGGCAGAAAGCUUAAGUCACGGUCCAAAUACAAUCCUGUGACAGCAGGAAAAGCUUCAAGUAAGAAAACGGGUGAAGUCUUUAACAAUUUUAUUCCUGAGAAGAGGUUGUUUGCUACUUCAGGUACAAUAUUUAAGGAUAGUAGUAGUGACAGUUCUGAAGAUGAAGGUGAAAUAAACAAUUCAGAUACCAGCACCAAAAGCCCUUCGGAUGGUUCAUCCCCUUCAUCAUCUGACUACUUGGAAAGAACAAAUCACUCACCGCAAAAUGGUAACAUAUAUUUAUAUGAAUAAUUAAUUAUGUACAUGCACAUAUACACUAAUUUUCAUGACCAAUACGUUGCUAGUAGAACAGUGAGAGUAGGAUUUGGUUUACCUUGCCACUCCUCUUCCUGGACCUGGAUAAAACUUUU
Molecule: messenger RNA, 3834 nt
Organism: Telopea speciosissima
Lineage: Eukaryota; Viridiplantae; Streptophyta; Magnoliopsida; Proteales; Proteaceae
Exons: 3
Coding region: 26-3715 (1229 amino acids)
Source: RefSeq, a predicted model, not a curated record